AUGUUAGCUGCUAAUGACACCAAAUUCAAUUCUACGGUAUUCCUUCUUUCGGGGAUUCCUAGGCAGGAAAGCAUGCACCCCUGGAUUUCUAUCUCCUUCUGCAUGAUGUACACUAUCUCAAUUAUAGGAAAUUCAGUCAUUCUGUUCAUUAUAAAAACAGAUCCAACCCUCCAUGAGCCCAUGUACAUUUUCCUUUCCAUGUUGGCUGUCACAGACAUUGGCUUAUCGAUAACCACCAUGCCAACAACAUUGGGUGUAUUUUUGUUUAACUCUAGAGAGAUCAGCCUGGAUGCCUGUUUUGCCCAGCUGUUCUUUGUCCACUUGUUUUCACACACUGAAUCCUCCAUGCUCCUGUUGAUGGCCUAUGACCGCUUCAUGGCAAUCUGCAACCCGCUGAGAUAUGCUUCCAUCUUAACCCUGCCGAGAAUAGCCAAGAUGGGGCUAGUGUUUGUGCUAAGAGCAGUGUUCUUAGUAUUCCCACUCCCCUUUCUGCUGAAACGGUUCCAAUAUUGUCGAUCCAAUGUCGUCUCCCACUCCUACUGCCUGCACCAAGACGUCAUGAAGCUGGCUUGUGCGGACAUCACUGUCAACAUCAUCUAUGGUUUGACUGUCAAAAUCUUUGCUCUAGGGUUGGACUCAUUGCUCAUUUUACUUUCCUAUGGGAUGAUCCUCAAGACUGUGCUGAGUGUUGCAUCUUCUACAGAGUGUUUCAGGGCCCUGAACACUUGUGUCUCCCACUUCUGUGCUGUCCUGAUCUUCUUCAUACCUGACAUUGGCUUGUCCAUGGUACACAGAUUCGGAAACAGCUCUUCUCACUUGCUUCAGAGUCUCAUGGGCUACGUCUACAUGCUGGUCCCGCCCCUGAUGAAUCCAAUCGUGUACAGUGUGAAAAACGAACACCUUCGUUCAAGGAUACUCAAGGAAGGAAAGUUCAGAAUUACUUGGACCUGUUGAAUACAUGAUGUCAGCUGCCAAUGACACCACAUUCCAAUCUACCGUG
This is a messenger RNA of Pelodiscus sinensis (Chinese soft-shelled turtle), 1000 nucleotides long. Its product is annotated as olfactory receptor 51G2-like. Gene Ontology annotation, biological process: G protein-coupled receptor signaling pathway. Gene Ontology annotation, cellular component: plasma membrane. The record is from RefSeq and is a predicted model, not a curated record. Gene Ontology annotation, molecular function: G protein-coupled receptor activity; olfactory receptor activity. NCBI's taxonomy places the organism in Eukaryota, Metazoa, Chordata, Testudines, Trionychidae.